UACGGAUUCUGUGGCACCACUCCCGAGUACUGUGGUACUGGUUGCCAAUCCAACUUUGGAAGCUGCGGCUCUGGAUCUGUCGACACUACUGGACGUUGCGGAACGAGCUUUGGAAUCUCGUGUACUGGAGGUCUUUGCUGUUCACAGGCAAGAACUGGCCCAAACGAAUUCCAAUUUUUUUCUCACUGA
Messenger RNA from Synchytrium microbalum, 189 nucleotides. RefSeq lists its product as uncharacterized. The record is from RefSeq and is a predicted model, not a curated record. NCBI's taxonomy places the organism in Eukaryota, Fungi, Chytridiomycota, Chytridiomycetes, Synchytriales, Synchytriaceae. The annotation marks the transcript as partial. The transcript has a single exon. Gene Ontology annotation, molecular function: chitin binding.